AUGGCGUGGCAACCGCAGGACGAUCCUCUACGGCAGUUGGUCCAGUGCCUGAGCGACUCGCUCAGUGCCAAUGACGCAAAUGCGCGAAAGAAUGCUGGAGAAAUGCUCAAAUCGGCGCAAACUUCGCCUGAUAUCGACAAAUACCUAGCCUACGUCUUCUCCAACAACCAGCCCCCGUCCAGCGUCAACAUGGAUGCUGCGCAAUACUUCCAAGCAAGAGCUGCCGCAGCCGUCAUGCUCAAGAACGACGUAAAGACGACCUAUAAAGCCAUGCCCGAUUCGACCAAAGACUAUAUACGAUCCGUUAUUCUUCUCGGCCUACAAGACCCCACAUCGCAAAUAAGAGGAUAUGCAGGCAACGUCAUUACGGAAAUUGUGCGCCAGGGAGGCAUCAUGGCAUGGCCACAAAUUCUUUCGGAGCUCAUCAGCAUGGUUAGCAACGCCGACGGCAAUGUCUCAACACAAGCGCAAGAAGGCGCCAUGGGUGCAUUGUUAAAGAUUUGUGAGGACAACAGGAAAGCCCUCGAUAAGGAAUACCAGGGACAGAAGCCCCUCGACUUUAUAUUUCCCAAGCUUCUCGAAAUCACUACAAGCUCUCAGUCUCGAGUGCGCGCUGAUGCAUUGGCUGCUAUCAACGUGUUCGUCCCGGAAAAGCCACCGGCUGUUGUUUCCCACAUCGAUACACUGCUACAACAAUUAUUUCAAUUGGCCGGCGACUCUAGUGAAGAUGUGCGCAAGCACGUAUGCCGAACCUUUGUUCACAUCGCCGAUAUUGCCCCCCAAAAGAUAAUACCGCACAUGGACGGCCUUGUCGAGUUCAUGAUCACGCAGCAGCGCACACCAAACAACCCAGACUUGGCCCUGGACGCAGCAGAGUUCUGGCUAUGUGCUAGUGAAGACGAAAAGAUGCGCGAUCACCUUGGCCCGUACUUGGCCAAGAUAGUACCGGUUCUGCUUGCGAGUAUGGUAUACAGUGAAGAUGACAUUAUGCGUCUCGAGGGUGAAGAGGAAGACUACGAGGUUGAGGAUCGAGAACAAGACAUCAAACCUACUUUUGCGUCGAGUAAGGCUGGAAGACUCACUACCAACGCAAACGGCGAAACAGUUCCUGCCAAUGGAGGACAAGGAGCUUCAGCCGACGACAACGAUGAUGACCUGAGUGAUGGUGAAAUUGACGACUUCGACGACGAUGAUGAGUUUGGAGACCCAGAGGAGCAGUGGAACCUUCGAAAAUGCUCUGCGGCGGCUCUCGAUGUCCUCGCAUCAGUGUUCCAUGAAGCUGUCUUCCAAGCAACUCUUCCUUACCUCACAGAUAAUCUUAAUCAUGCUGAGUGGCCCCAUCGCGAAUCGGCAGUCCUUGCACUUGGUGCUAUUGCAGAUGGCUGCAUGUCGGUGGUUGAACCGCAUCUUCCUAUGCUCACUCCAUUCCUCAUCACUCUGCUCGAGGACCCUAAGCCUGUUGUUCGUCAGAUCACAUGUUGGACUCUGGGACGUUACUCGGGUUGGGCUUCUCACCUCGACGCGGCUGGUAAGAAACAGUUCUUCGAGCCGGUCAUGGAGGGCAUCUUGAUGAAGAUGCUUGACAGGAACAAGCGUGUGCAGGAAGCCGCAGCAUCUGCCUUUGCCAAUUUGGAAGAAAAGGCAAAUACCGAGCUUGCACCAUACUGCACUGUCAUUGUCCGACAGUUUGUCCAGUGCUUUUCCAUGUACAAGGACAGGAACAUGUUCAUCCUCUACGACUGUGUCCAGACGUUGGCCGAACAUGUUGGACCUGAGCUGUCCAAAGACGAGCUGGUUCAGAUACUGAUGCCCGCUCUCAUUCAGCGCUGGAACAAGGUGUCGGACCACUCGCGGGAAAUGUUCCCAUUGCUUGAAUGCCUUUCAUAUGUUGCUACAGCCCUCGGGCCCAAGUUCGCCCCGUAUGCAGCUGGUAUAUUCGCCAGGUGUAUCAAGAUUAUUCAUCGCAAUCUUGAAGAAGGAGUCAUGGCAUCUGAGAUCAAUGGCUUUGAGCCCCCGGACAAAGAUUUCUUAGUGACCAGUCUGGACCUGCUCAGCGCCAUCAUUCAGGCCCUGAACCUCCAGGACAGCGCGACACUAGUCACACAGGCGCCGACAUUCUUCCAACUAUUAGCUGUCUGCAUGAGAGAUCCCAACAACGAUGUGCGACAGUCGGCAUAUGCUCUUCUCGGAGAUUGUGCCAUCUAUGUCUUCCAGCAACUCCAGCCUUGCUUGCCCGACAUCCUGAACAUCCUCAUCCCGCAGCUCGAUUUUGCUCAAGUAACAACUGAUGGCCUGGAGACGGGUUAUUCGGUUAUCAACAACGCGUGCUGGUCUGUUGGCGAGAUUGCCAUGUGCCACAAGGAAGGCAUGCAGCCCUAUAUUGAGAAACUGUUGCAAAAACUUGGUACCAUCUUGUUUGACCAGAGGGUUCCUGAGUCUCUGAAUGAGAAUGCGGCCAUUGCUCUGGGCCGCUUAGGUCUCGGGUGUGCCCCUUCGCUAGCGGUCCAUCUUGCGCAGAUUGCUCCGGCUUUCAUCCGUGCUAUCAAGAAUGUUCAAUGGACAGACGAAAAGUGCCACGCUCUGACUGGUUUCAUGUUGAUUGUGCUGGCGAACCCUGGUGCCAUGGAGCAAUCUCUGCUUGAAUUCUUCAGCGACAUGUCCAUGGCGGACAGCAAUGUGGUCCGAGGCCCUGCAGGCAGACAGGUUCUAGAGACAUUCCAAAAGGUCAUCCAGCAGUACAAGGGCAUGAUUUCGGACUUUGACGCCUUUCUGGGCGGUCUUCCCGCGGAGCAACAAGCACGGUUCCGGGAACUGUACAGCGUCUAG
This is a messenger RNA of Bipolaris oryzae ATCC 44560, 2826 nucleotides long. RefSeq lists its product as uncharacterized. Bases 1 to 2826 code for a protein of 941 amino acids. Lineage: Eukaryota; Fungi; Ascomycota; Dothideomycetes; Pleosporales; Pleosporaceae. Gene Ontology annotation, molecular function: nuclear import signal receptor activity; small GTPase binding. Gene Ontology annotation, cellular component: cytoplasm; nucleus. The record is from RefSeq and is a predicted model, not a curated record. The transcript is spliced from 3 exons. Gene Ontology annotation, biological process: protein import into nucleus.